Molecule: messenger RNA, 1235 nt
Organism: Solanum pennellii
Lineage: Eukaryota; Viridiplantae; Streptophyta; Magnoliopsida; Solanales; Solanaceae
Product: 5'-methylthioadenosine/S-adenosylhomocysteine nucleosidase
Exons: 5
Coding region: 80-1147 (355 amino acids)
Biological process (GO): nucleoside metabolic process
Molecular function (GO): catalytic activity
Source: RefSeq, a predicted model, not a curated record
UUACUAUAAAUAUGAGGGCUUUGUUUAGUUUCCCUUGUCUAUACUAUUCUCUUAAUUAACUCUCUUUUCUCUCAAACCAAUGGCAAUUUCUUCCAAGAUUUUUUUGUCAUUUGUUUUAGCUUUCAUUGUUCUAAUUAUUACUCUAGAAGAAGCAAAUGGUGCUAUUAGUGGAAAAACUAGAAAAUUAAUUGAUAUGGCUAACAAAAAAGGACCUUAUUUGGGAUUAGUCAUUCCUAAUUUAUUUGAGAUGAAUCCUCUUCUUCAACAUCCUAGUUAUAAACCUAGUGAUCUUACCAUUGAUUAUGCUGGGAGGAGAUUUCGAUUUGGACACAUUGAUAAUCAGCCUGUUGUUUUGGUUAUGACUGGACUUGCCAUGCUAAAUGCUGGGAUAACAACACAAUUGUUGUUAGCAUUGUUCGAUGUUAAAGGAGUGGUGCAUUAUGGAAUAGCAGGAAAUGCAAAUCCAUCUCUAAAUAUUGGAGAUGUUGCAAUUCCUCAGUAUUGGGCACAUACUGCUCUUUGGAAUUGGCAGAGAUAUGGAGAUGGCCCUGAGAAUGAACUACCCCUUGAAGUGAAUGGAGAUUACACAAGAGAUAUUGGUUACUUGAAAAUUGCAGAAUACACAGUGAAUGUGACAAAUUGCAACUCACAUAACAAUCUUCUUAACAAUGUAUGGUACCAACCUGAAGAAGUAUUCCCUGUAUUUGGCACUCCGGAGGAUAGACAACAUAUCUUUUGGGUCCCUGUUGACCCUCGUUAUUAUGCAAUUGCCAAGAAACUCGAGGGUUUGAAACUUGUGGGGUGCUUAAACGCAACGACAUGUUUGAGUCAUCCACCCAAAGUAACAAGAGUAGCUAGAGGAACAAGUGCAAGCAUAUACUUAGAUAAUGCAGCCUAUAGAAGUUUUAUGUACAACAAGUUUGAUGUGAGUCCUGUUGAAAUGGAAAGUGCUGCUGUGGCUCUCAUUUGUUACCAACAGAAGGUACCUUACAUUGUUAUCCGUGCCCUCUCCGACAUGGCCGGAGGUGGCACUUCCCAGUCCAACGAGGCAUCGACCUUCAUCACCCUUGCUGCUACAAACUCCGUUGAAGUCACCGUCCAAUUCAUCAACCAAUUGUCUACCAAAAAAUUAUAUCAAGAUGCUUGAUGUCUAUUACUAGUACCUUCAGUUUUUCGAAUUUGUCUCAAAAUAAGCAUAAAUCGGAUCAAGUACAACUUAUUUGUUAUUUUUCAAA